ACUCUCGGGUCGGCCUUUUCAUUUUAGUUUUCAGUUUUUCAUUUUAGUUUUCACUUUCCUAAAAAAAAAAUCAAGGAAAAAAGGCUUGUGAACAUGGUGCGUAUGUGCGUGUUGUGUCGCAGCAGCGAGGCCAAAGAUGAAGUGUCCUUCGGGCCCACCAUUGUGGAGUACAAUAUAAUGGUGCACCGCAACUGCCUGUACCUGAGCUCCAAUCUCGUGCAGCGCGGCAACAGCCGUGUGGGCAUCUUGCGCUUCCUCAAGGACGACAUCGUCGCCGAGGCCAGGCGUUGCCGCCACCUGAUCUGCUGCUACUGCCACCAGCCGGGUGCCAACAUCGGCUGCUGCAAGUUCGGCUGCCGCCGCACCUUCCACACCAAGUGCGGCAUCGACAACCUGGCCCAGAACCAAUUCAGGGGCACGUACAAGUCCUUUUGCCACCAGCAUGUGAUCACCCAUCACCGUCGUCCGACCAGCGACGAUGCCAUCUGUGUCAUCUGCACGGAGCAACUGAUCGAGAAGGGCAAGCGCUUCAAUGCGGUGAACAUGCUCUAUUCGCCAUGCUGCCAGAACGGCUGGUACCACCGCAGAUGCCUCCAGAAGUAUGCCAACACCUCUGGCUACUUCUUCAAGUGCCCGCUGUGCAACAACACACAGGAGUUCCACGACGUCACCCUCAUGGGCAUCGCCGUGUCUAGCCAGGAUGCAAUUUGGGAGACAGAGCCUAAUGCAUACGCCGAACACUUCCGUCGCGACAUUGCCUGCGUUGCCAAGGUAUGCAGGGCAAUGGCCGGCCGCAGUGACAACUCGCUCUCGCUGAUAUACUGCAGCACUUGCGGCUCCAAUCCGUCCCAUGCCGUGUGCGUCUCCCAAGUAUAUUGCACUUACGUCUGCUACGUUUGCUUGCCCGUCAUGCCCACUCCGCGGUCCAUGGCUAAGUCUGACAACGAGUCGGUAAACUCCGAUGAAAGUGAUUUUGUGCCCUUCGCCCAGGAGUCCUCUAACCGACGGACUCCCCCCAUGUCUGAAAACGCGGCCGCCAUGGGGAACGAGCGCGAUAGUGUGCCGUCCAAGCUGUAUACCUCCGGCUGGGAUGAUAGCGAUGACACCGGGGACGACGAGGAAGUGUUCGAACGGUUGGCCCAACGCACUCAGCAUACAGUCGCUGAGUCGUCUGAUGAUGAGCAGCCCUCCACCUCUGCGGCUGCGGCGGCGGCGGCGGCUGCCCGUACGCAAGCUAACCGGCGCAGGUCAACCCGUUCCAGUGCGGCUGCAGCAGCUGUGGCCGCACCGCGUCGCAGCAGCCUUCGUCUGUCGGCCCAGAAUAAUAACCAGGAGAACACCGAGCCCUCCGGCUCCUCAUCUAGCGGCGCCCGUCGUUCUUUGCGCUCCCGUCGCACAAUGCCAGCCAAAAGGUUCGAUAGCGAGGAGGAGGAUUCGGACAAUGAUAAUACUGACAAGAAGAAGAACAAGCGCCGACCAAAGAAACGCGCCGUGUCGCCAUCCCCAUCGGCUAUGCCAGCCAGCCGGCGCUACUUGCGCUCCAUGUCGCCGAACUUCGCCACUGCUCGCUACUUGCGCUCUGUCACCCCGGAGGCCGUUGAAGCUCGUGCCAACAACCAGACGCCACAAGGAAUAACCAUGCGUCGCAUGACCAUGGCCAGCUCCACCGCCAGUCGCUCCAUUGCCAAGACUCCACCAGGCAAUAGCAUGCGCCGCACGUCGAUGACUCCGGAGGCCGUUGCCAGUCGCUCUAACGGCCAGGCGCCAGCAGGAAGGAACGUGCGCCGCCGGACCAUGACCAGCUCGAACGCGGCUCGCGACAUGGAUGUGUCUUGCGUGGCAAACAGAACUCGCAACCGCUUGCCCAGCUACAUGGCCCACCGCAAGUAGGGACAGCGAACUAAUACUCUAAAGACAGCAUUCCAUGUACAAAACACUGACCAUGCAGCGGAUCCCAAUGCGGGCGUUACAUCCGCUGCAGCUAUUUUAGUUUAUGUUACGUUUAAACAUCGUUUGCCCCACGCCAUACCACCCAGUGGUACCACGCCAGUGGUAGGUGAACACAGAUCUCCCCACAAAUGGUAUUAUUAGGGCCUUUUUCUUUGAAAAGCCAUUCAAAAACGUAUUUAUUCGAAGAUUAUACAAAUUUUUGGAAAAUUUGUUAUUGAAAAAGAAAACUAAGGAAAAAUUAUUUUUUUUCUGUUUUCUGUUUGCAUAAAAUUUACAAUUUACAAUUUUUGGAAGCAAUGACAUACUCAAGGUGUUGAGGAUAAAACAUUCAAAAAAAUUGAAUGCUAAAUUUUUCCACCUUGUUAGAACCCCGUCCACUGGUUUUUCUUUUAAAUUUUCGUAAAACUAAAGAAGUUAUACAAUUCAAUGAAAUAUGAGUUUUGAAUGGCUUUUCUCUGUAACGACGCAUAAGCAGCAUUUGACACAGUACAAAAUAUUAUGUAAACAUGUUCAUCCAAAAAUGUAUUACUAUACAAAAAACCACACUCGAAUUGGACGGUACAUAAAUAUGAAUAAAACAAGGGUUCUUAUUUACCAAA
This is a messenger RNA of Drosophila biarmipes, 2549 nucleotides long. RefSeq names its product PHD finger protein 7 (gene Phf7). The record is from RefSeq and is a predicted model, not a curated record. The transcript is spliced from 3 exons. Bases 94 to 1890 code for a protein of 598 amino acids. Gene Ontology annotation, cellular component: nucleus. Lineage: Eukaryota; Metazoa; Arthropoda; Insecta; Diptera; Drosophilidae.